AUGCCCGGGCUGCGCCGGGACCGCCUGCUGACCCUCCUGCUGCUGGGCGCGCUGCUCUCCGCCGACCUCUACUUCCACCUUUGGCCCCAAGUGCAGCGCCAGCUGCGGCCUCGGGAGGAGGCGCCCCGCUGCCCGUGCGCCCGCCGCGCCGCGCCCUCGCGUUCCGCCGCCCCCCCGGACCCCGGCAGGGCCGCGCUCAACUUUUCCCAAGCUGGGCCCCGAGCGGAGCCGGGCGGCGGCGGCACGGGCUCCAAGCUGCAGGCCCUUUUUGCCCACCCGCUGUACCGCGCCCCGGAGGAGCCACCUCUCCUGGGGCCCGAAGACUCGCUUCUGGCCAGCCAGGAGGCGCUGCGGUAUUACCGGAGGAAAGUGGCCCGCUGGAACAGACGACACAAGAUCUAUAGAGAACAGAUGAACCUCACCUCUGUGGAGCCCCCACUGCAGCUCCGACCCGAGGCCAGCUGGAUCCAGUUUCACCUGGGCAUCAACCGCCAUGGGCUGUAUCCCCGCGCCAGCCCCCUCGUCAACCAGCUCCUUGAUGACAUGAGGCGCUUCCCCACCAUCAGCGCAGAUUACAGUCAGGACGAGAAAGCACUGCUUGGGGCGUGUGACUGCACUCAGAUUGUGAAACCCAGCGGCGUGCACCUGAAGCUGGUGCUGAGGUUCUCGGACUUCGGGAAGGCCAUGUUCAAGCCCAUGAGACAGCAGCGAGAUGAGGAGACGCCUGAGGACUUCUUCUACUUCAUUGACUUCCAGAGACACAACGCUGAGAUCGCAGCUUUCCACCUGGACAGGAUCCUGGACUUCCGACGGGUCCCACCGACUGUGGGGAAGCUAGUGAACGUCACCAAGGAGAUCCUGGAGGUCACCAAGAACGAAAUCCUGCAGAGUGUUUUCUUUGUCUCUCCAGCGAGCAACGUGUGCUUCUUCGCCAAAUGCCCGUACAUGUGCAAGACGGAGUACGCUGUCUGCGGCAACCCUCACCUGCUGGAGGGCUCGCUCUCGGCCUUCCUGCCGUCCCUCAACCUGGCCCCCAGGCUGGCUGUGCCCAACCCCUGGAUCCGGUCCUACGCGUUGGCAGGAAAAGAGGAGUGGGAGGUCAACCCGCUGUACUGUGACACGGUCAAACAGAUCUACCCCUACAACAACAGCAACCGGCUCCUUAACAUCAUCGACAUGGCCAUCUUCGACUUCCUGAUAGGAAAUAUGGAUCGCCACCAUUAUGAGAUGUUCACCAAAUUUGGAGACGAUGGUUUCCUGAUUCAUCUUGACAACGCCAGAGGGUUUGGACGGCACUCCCACGAUGAGGUCUCCAUCCUCUCCCCCCUCUCCCAGUGCUGCAUGAUAAAAAAGAAAACGCUCUUGCACUUGCAGCUGCUGUCUCAGCCCAAGUACCAGCUCAGCGACGUGAUGCGGGAGUCCCUGCUGGAUGACCAGCUCAGCCCGGUCCUGACAGAGCCCCACCUCCUGGCCCUGGACCGGAGACUCCACAUCAUCCUCCAGACAGUACAGGAGUGCGCUGAGGCCCACGGGGAGGAGAACGUCGUCCUCGGCGGCCCAGAUCCUGGCCAGGCUCAGUGGACAAGCUAG
Elephantulus edwardii (Cape elephant shrew) is the source of this 1590-nucleotide messenger RNA. It is a transcript of the gene FAM20A, whose product is annotated as family with sequence similarity 20, member A. The transcript is spliced from 11 exons. Gene Ontology annotation, molecular function: protein serine/threonine kinase activator activity. Lineage: Eukaryota; Metazoa; Chordata; Mammalia; Macroscelidea; Macroscelididae. Bases 1 to 1590 code for a protein of 529 amino acids. The record is from RefSeq and is a predicted model, not a curated record. Gene Ontology annotation, cellular component: Golgi apparatus.